Molecule: messenger RNA, 2691 nt
Organism: Mya arenaria
Lineage: Eukaryota; Metazoa; Mollusca; Bivalvia; Myida; Myidae
Product: sodium/hydrogen exchanger 9B2-like
Exons: 12
Coding region: 632-2266 (544 amino acids)
Biological process (GO): proton transmembrane transport
Cellular component (GO): membrane
Molecular function (GO): antiporter activity
Source: RefSeq, a predicted model, not a curated record
UCAAGUAAAGCAAUUAUAAAUAAAACUUGCAUAUUGUGGGUGCGAAUGGUGCUAUACUAGCUAGCAUGCAUGCAUGCACUGCUAAAUUGCCCAUUUAAUACUUAAUUAAAAAUUUGGCAAUUAUUGUUUUAUGUCAGACACCUAUUAAAUGAUUUUAUCUGAAUUAAUCCGGCAAUUCCAAAAUAUUAGCGGAGGCAUGAGCUUAAACACUACAGUUAGAUACGUGUCAAGUCCUUGCACAUAGGAGGUGCAUUUGUUAGCAUACUUAAAUCUUAAUUAUCAUACAUCAUAAGAUUUUUUAUUGUUUUUCAGACAGUUCAUCUAUGUGAAUCUCAGUUUCAUUAGCAUAAUUGACAUGUUUCCUUUCAAUAUGAGCAUUGUUAUCAAUAGUGAAAAAUCAACUUGGCCAGAAGGGACUUUUCCCUCGACAGGUUGUAACGAAAAUCCUUCUUACUGUCUAAUUAAUGUGGAAAAAAGAUGUUAUUAUUUUCUGUAGUGUCAAUGUGUCAUCAAAAACAAUAAAUGGAUCAACUACUUUAUGAAAGCACAGAUCGGUUCAUUUCUGAUACCAGAGUACGCUGAGUAAAGGCGGUGUUGUGCUGAUCAUCUGGCCAGCCUAAACUAAGCGAAUAUGUCAGAAGAUAAUCCGGAGCAGAAUCACACAGCUGAUGGUGCGGAGGAACCAGGGGGUAAAGGCAAUGGCCCUCCUGCCAAAUGCUGUAUGGCCCUACGGCAGUGUCUCCACUCGUGCACACGGCCAUGUACAACCAGAUACAACCCUCUACCUCAUGAGCCAAGUAUUCCACAGAUGAUCUCGUACAGCCUACGCUGCCCGCCCCACGGGAAACUGGCCAAAUAUCUCAUGUUUGUACUGAUGUUUGGGGUAUCAUGGGCGGUGCUGAUUUCAUUAACUGGACCCCAGGGCCUGCCGGGAGGGAAUUUCUUCUCCCUUGUGAUCCUCUUCUUCUUCUGUGUAAUUGGAGGAUAUCUUGUUACAUUCAUCAGACUCCCACCCUUGCUAGGAAUGUUAAUUGUUGGCUGUCUGUUAAGAAAUGUUCCAAAAAUAGACAUAGUUGGCAAUAACCUUGACAGUGGCUGGUCAUCUGCUCUGAGGCAGAUAGCCCUUACGGUGAUCUUGAUUCGGGCUGGUCUAGGGCUGGAUCCUGCGGCCCUCCGGAAGCUGUCAUUUGCGGUUGUCCGUCUGGCGUUCUCCCCGUGUCUGAUGGAGUGUGUUGCUGAGGCAGUGGCAGCUCACUUCCUUCUUGGGCUGCCCUGGAUCUGGUGCUUUAUGCUCGGGUUUGUGCUGGCAGCAGUUUCCCCAGCCGUGGUUGUCCCCUCCCUGCUCAACCUGUCAGAUCGAGGCUACGGAAUCAACAAGGGAAUCCCAACCUUGGUAAUCGCGGCUGCCAGUAUUGACGAUGUCCUUGCCAUCACUGGCUUUGGUGUCUGUCUGGGUAUCGCCUUCUCAGAAGGAGAUUUAGCCCUGUCCAUAUUAAAGGGUCCUUUGGAGGCUAUUGUGGGUGUCUUGUACGGCAUUUUGGGCGGGCUCAUCAUCUGGUACAUUCCCAACAGGGCUAGUCGCCAUGUUAUCCUAUACCGCACAUUCCUGCUGUUUGGGUUGGGGCUGAUGUCAACAUUCGGUAGCAGUAAGAUGGAGUUCCCGGGGGCGGGACCACUGGGAUGUCUCACCCUCGCCUUCGUAGCCGGCUUCAGGUGGAAGAAGGAGGACUGGUCAAGCAAUGGAGGGAAGGAACCUAUGACUCAGAUAGUGGCCAUACUGUGGAUGAUUUUCCAGCCCCUGUUGUUUGGGUUGAUAGGUUCAGCUGUAGACAUCUCCAAGAUAGACGCAGGAUCUGUUGGUAAAGGUAUCGGUGUGCUGGGUAUUGGUAUGGUGAUUCGACUGAUCGUCUCGUUUUUCUCAGUAUUCGGCACAGAUCUUAACCUUAAGGAGCGACUCUUCAUUCCAUUUGCUUGGUUACCAAAAGCUACUGUACAGGCGGCCAUUGGUGCCCUUGCUAUGGACAAGGCUAUGGAGAUGGGAGACAGUGAGGGUGUCGCUUAUGGGAAGGAGAUUCUCACCCUUGCGGUCCUCAGUAUUGUGAUCACUGCUCCCAUCGGGGCCGCCAUCAUUGCGAUUACCGGCCCCAUACUUCUGCACCACACUGAGAGAGAGCAGAGCCUGGAGUAUGUGGCAGAGGAGGUAGAGGAAGGGACUGAUAAUGAAGAGAAAGGAACUCUUUUGCAAGAUCAAACAGAUAUAGUAUGAAAGUGCUACGAAAAAGAACACUGAUGAGGCAGCUGCUUGCUUAUGGACUAAAACUGAAGCUUCAAAUGAAAUCUUAUUACAAUGAUUUACAACUUUCAAAUAUUUGUAUUUACAUGAUAUAAAUACUACAAAUUUGAUUUCAGAGUAUGUUCUAGUCUAAUUGCUUACAAAGUUGAUUUCAUUAAUAUUAUACUAAGUCAGUAUAUUAUACUUUUACAUCAAGACACUUAUCCCCGGAUGAAUCUGACUACAAAUGAUAUGAUCAUAUCAAUUUUUACCAUAUUCAUUUUACAUUUCAUUAUUUAUUUCUUUGUGACACACAGCGCUUGUUUUACAUUUGUUUUUUUAUUGAUUUUGUAAUUAUUGAUUUGAAAUGUAUAUACAAAGCAAUUAUUUGUAAAUAAGCAUUUGUAUAUAAAUUAUUU